UUUAUGUUACCCCCACUUCAAAUAAAAAGUACCGAGGGAUGGAUUUCAUUGCUGCCCUGUGGCACUGUAGAAGCCAGGGCUGCAGUUGCAUUAUUCAUCACUGGUUUGUGUCACACAGAGGAUUUAUUGCAGGAAGAAUCUAUCUCCAAGAAAAUGAAUAGUCAAUAUGUGCGCUUUGAAGUGUUUGGAUGUGAAACUGAGGAACUAACAGACUUCUGGGAAAAGACAAUUGAAAAACAAACUAAGCAUCUGCAAAUUGAAAAAGAACGUCAACAGAGAAGUGCUCUGCCAAAACUCAGAACUGAAUGGAAGGAGAGGUUGGAAAAAAGGAUACAAAUGAUGAAGACUCAAAAUGAAGAGCCAGCUAGUUGAAGGCUUCUUACGCAUUUGGGAAAAGAAGGAAAAAUGUUUUGCAGAAGAAAACCAUAGUGUAUUGCAAACACCCAAUUUAUUUUUAUUUAUAAGUUUCAAUGAGAUUUAUUUUACAGUACCAUCAACAUGUAGGGAGUUCAUAUGUGAAACCUCUAUUACUGCUUAUGAGACCUAUUAUCUAUGUGGACCCCUCAUUCAGUGAGGAGAGAAUAAAUGUGUAUGGAUCCUAAAUUGUGGUUCCCUGAUCAGACAACUGUCUGGAAAAGGAAUUUAGUAUCAUUUUAUCUAAAUGCUCAUUGAAAUAAUCUCCUGUGUAUUUUAUUAAAUACUCCUUAGGUUUCUAUACAUACUGAUAUUAUAGAGCAAUUUAAUGUGUUUUUUCUUUGAAAUUGUUGAAUACAUUUUUGUGUUUUUGACUACUAUGAAACCACAAAUAUACGCAGAGAACAAAUACACUUAAAAGAUAUUAAUUUAUUACUAAUACACUUUGGGAGCAGGUCCAAUUCCUCCUCCUUAUAAGACAGAUUGUUUCAAAGUGUAUUCGUCUAACCCCUACCACAAAUGUGCAAUAACCUUUACUAAAAUGAAAGGUUUCAGAGUAGCAGCCGUGUUAGUCUGUAUCCGCAAAAAGAAGAACAGGAGGACU
Molecule: messenger RNA, 1018 nt
Organism: Chrysemys picta bellii (western painted turtle)
Lineage: Eukaryota; Metazoa; Chordata; Testudines; Emydidae
Product: protein FAM240B-like
Source: RefSeq, a predicted model, not a curated record